This is a messenger RNA of Emiliania huxleyi CCMP1516, 1152 nucleotides long. RefSeq lists its product as hypothetical. The annotation marks the transcript as partial. The record is from RefSeq and is a predicted model, not a curated record. The transcript is spliced from 2 exons. Lineage: Eukaryota; Haptophyta; Isochrysidales; Noelaerhabdaceae.
UCAGAAAAACGCAACGCAGUAGGUAGCCGAGCUGAGGUAGCCCAUGCCUGACUGGGCCUCCGACUGGCCAGAGGCUGCCGACGCCGGCUCUGCCGACGCCGGCUCUUCCCGCACGGCCUUGCUCGCGCUGCUGCGUUCUGAAGGUGCUCCGGCAACUGCAGCCGUCUGCAUCCCCAGAGGGAGCACCGAAGCUGUCAUCUCCUCCCUCGCACGCGGGCUUGUAGAGCUCCUCAGCACUGAACAGCGACGGUGCGGCGGAUUGCGUGCGCUGCCCGACGCUCCCGGCGACGAUUUCUUUGGCCAGGAUGGCGAGGACAGCGUCGACGACUGCCCGCUUCCCGACUUGCCGGGGGCAGUGCGGCUCGCCUCUCCGCGCUGGCUCCAGUCUGCGGUUGAGGCGGUCGGCCAGCUGAUGCCGAGAGGCGCCGCAUGCCUGCGCUUUGAGGCGGGCAACGGCCGGAUCGGGCUGAUGCUGCGGCGCUGCCCGCCCCUCCUCGCCACGGUCCGCCUCCCAGACGUCGAGCGCCUCGGCUGCAGCAGCGAGGGCGACGAUCAGCUCAGCUCGCUCCUCCUCCUCGAGUGCCGCCGCGCCGCGCUGAUGCUCACGCUGCGAAAGGCGUUUGAGGCAGAGGCGGCCGCCGCCAGCGGCCGCAAGCCGCCCAACGAGACGCUCAACGCUUGGAUCUUCACCCAGCUCGCCCGCAGCCACGCCGGUGGGUUGGUGGAGUCCGGCGACGAGCAGCUCUUCGUGCCGCUCGUCGACGCGGACGCAGCGGCCGGCGCCGGCGGCCACUGCGGCGCGGCUUGGCCGCUCGCGAAGUACCUUGCGCGCGCGCGGGCGCGCGCGGGGGAGGCUGAGGACUCCGCCCUCGUCGAGCGGCACGCAGUUGCCCUGGACUCGUGGCUGCGCAGCCAGUGGCAGCUGCGGCGCGCGCAGCUGGCUGCGGCUCGCGAGCCACUCGGCCGCGGCAGCGGCGGGGCGCAGAGCCGGGAGCUACAGCGUCGCUGCCGAGUCGGUGGCGGCGGCGCGGGAGGCGGCGGCGCGGGAGGCGGCGGCGCGGGAGGAGGUGGCGAGGGCGGCGGCGGCGAGGGCGGCGUCCACGCAACGCAGCCCUCCUACCCUUCUCGACGAUUGUGUGUGGUUGCGACGGC